UUUAUUUGAGGAGAACACUAUUGAAGCCACCUGUGCAAGACAAUGAAAUUCUUCAGUUACGUUUUGGUUUAUCGCCGGUUGCUCCUUGUAGUUUUCACUGUGUUGAUUUUAUUGCCAUUGCCACUCAUCCUCCGCUCGAAGGAAGCGGAAUGUGCCUACACCCUCUUUGUCGUCGCCAUAUUCUGGCUGACAGAAGCUUUGCCUUUGUCGAUAACAGCGUUGCUGCCUGGCUUAAUGUUCCCGAUGUUUGGGAUCAUGCCUUCCAAAGAAGUGGCAUCUGCUUAUUUCAAAGAUUUUCACCUACUGCUGAUUGGAGUCAUCUGUUUAGCAACAUCCAUAGAAAAAUGGAAUCUGCACAAAAGGAUUGCUCUGAGAAUGGUGAUGAUGGUGGGUGUGAACCCAGCAUGGCUGUCCUUGGGGUUCAUGAGCAGUACCGCCUUCCUGUCAAUGUGGCUUAGCAACACCUCUACAGCUGCCAUGGUGAUGCCCAUCGUGGAGGCUGUGGCCCAGCAGGUCAUCAGCGCAGAGGCAGAGGUGGAGGCUACUCAGAUGACUUAUUUCAGUGGAUCUACCAACCAGGCACUGGAAAUAGAUGAAAGUAUUAACGGACAAGAAGCAAAUGAGAGAAAAGAGAAAACAAAACCAGUUCCAGGAUACAGUAAUGAUGCAGGGAAAAUUUCAAGCAAGAUGGAGCUGGAAAAGAAUUCAGGCACAAAUUCUGGAAACAAAUAUCGAACAAAGAAGGACCACAUGAUGUGUAAACUUAUGUGUUUGUGCAUUGCUUAUUCUUCUACCAUUGGUGGACUGACAACAAUCACUGGUACCUCUACCAACUUGAUCUUCGCUGAGCAUUUCAAUAUGCGCUAUCCUGACUGCCGUUGCAUCAACUUUGGAUCAUGGUUCAUAAUGUCCUUCCCGGCUGCCAUUAUUAUUCUCCUCUUGUCUUGGAUCUGGCUUCAGUGGUUUUUCCUAGGAUUCAACUUUAAGGAGAUGUUCCAAUGUGGCAAACCCCCAACAGCCAAACAAAAAGCCUGUGCUGCGUUUAUUAAACAAGAAUACCAAAAACUUGGACCAAUAAGAUAUCAAGAAAUUGUGACCUUAGUCCUCUUCAUUGUAAUGGCCCUGCUAUGGUUCAGCCGAGAUCCUGGAUUUGUUUCUGGUUGGUCUGCGCUUUUUUCAGAGUAUCCCGGUUUUGCUACAGAUUCAACUGUUGCUUUACUUAUAGGACUCCUGUUCUUUCUUAUCCCAGCUAAGCGACUGACCAAAACUACACCUACAGGAGAAACCGUUGCUUUUGAUUACUCUCCACUGAUUACUUGGAAAGAAUUCCAGUCAUUCAUGCCCUGGGAUAUAGCCAUUCUUGUCGGUGGAGGGUUUGCCUUGGCAGAUGGCUGUGAGGAGUCAGGACUAUCUAAGUGGAUAGGAAAUAAAUUAUCUCCUUUAGGUUCAUUACCAGUCUGGCUAAUAAUUCUGAUAUCUUCUCUGCUCGUCACAUCUUUAACAGAGGUAGCCAGCAAUCCAGCUACCAUUACCCUCCUUCUUCCAAUACUAUCUCCAUUGGCUGAAGCCAUUCACGUCAACCCUCUUUAUAUUUUGUUGCCUUCUACUCUGUGUACCUCAUUUGCUUUCCUCCUACCAGUAGCAAACCCACCCAAUGCUAUUGUUUUUUCAUAUGGCCAUCUAAAAGUUAUGGACAUGGUUAAAGCUGGACUCGGCGUUAAUAUUGUGGGUGUCGCUGUGGUGAUGCUUGGCAUGUUUAGCUGGAUUGUACCUAUGUUUGACCUCCACACUUAUCCUUCCUGGGCUCCUCCAAUUAGUAAUGAGACAACGCCAUGACAAGCUUGACUAUUCUGUGAUCCCAUCAUACAUGUUGUGAGUUUCACAGACAUCUGAGAUAAAUACUACAUACUCAGCUCUCCUUCCUUCCUGGACACAUGGGAAACUAAACUUCCUAGGAGUUCUUGCAGUUAGGGGCAUCAGAGUGACUAGUUUUGACCAAAGAAAUGUGCGUGGAAAGGACUGUGUCGUGUCCAGGAUGAAGCAGUGAAAACCUCUCUGGGCAAUUCUCCAGUCUCCCUCUUCUUCUCCUGCAACAGACUCUGAAACCUCGUGUUGAAAUGUCAAUGCCCCUUGUAGGAGAGAUUUGUUGUGACUUUGUGGAGCAGAGCCUGUCUCUGUCCAGUUUUGAAGAUGUGACAUGAUACAGAAAUAAACUUUUAUUGUAUUAAAC
Messenger RNA from Capra hircus (goat), 2230 nucleotides. It is a transcript of the gene SLC13A1, whose product is annotated as solute carrier family 13 member 1. The coding region runs from base 43 to 1836 and encodes 597 amino acids. The record is from RefSeq and is a predicted model, not a curated record. Lineage: Eukaryota; Metazoa; Chordata; Mammalia; Artiodactyla; Bovidae. Gene Ontology annotation, cellular component: membrane. Gene Ontology annotation, molecular function: sodium:sulfate symporter activity. Gene Ontology annotation, biological process: monoatomic anion transmembrane transport. The transcript has 16 exons.